GUUUUGCUAACUACGCUACAUACGUGACUGUAACUUAGCCUCACUAGCAUCGCAGGCGUUUAGAAGAGACACUCAGUGACACUGGCCGGACGAGUCUAAUGUUCCCUGCAACUCACACGUGUGUCACAUUACUCCUGGCUUUGCUUCGUACGACAAUUCAUCAUCGUUGUUGCAAAGUGACGCGGUUAUGUAAACAGCUAGCUAAACAUGCUAACGUUCCGAACUUUCACGAUAACUUUCCGCGUAGUGAACUCGACAUCGGUGUUUGACAGCAGCAGGUUCCUGCACGAGGGCGAUACGAAGGAUCCGCGAGGAGCCAACGUGAUUCAUCCUUGUCAACCUUUUCUUUCUUGGCUGCCACAGGAAGUCCUGUUAGCUACAAAUUUUGAGAAGAAGGGGAAGAAAGAGACCUGUCCUGUACUAGAGCAGUUCCUGUGCCAUGUUGCCAAGACGGGUCAGCCGCCACUUGCAUCUCCAAUAUCUUCCAGGAUCCUGUGGCCCCAGUUAAAAGAUUACUUCAUGUUUAAGUUGGAAAAAGUCAUGGAGGACUUCCAAGCCUCGUCGCCAGAGCAGCGAGGACUACACAAUCCUAACGUGGAGUACGUUCCUUACCAAGAGAUGAAGACGAGGAUCUUAAAAAUAGUGGAUGGUUACAAGGGAAUCCCAUUCACCAUCCAGCGUCUGUGUGAACUGCUGAUGGACCCGAAGAGAAACUACGCAGGAACAGAAAAGUUUCUCAGGGGUUUGGAGAAGAAUGUGAUGGUGGUCAGCUGUGUGUAUCCCACGUCAGAAUGUUUUGUGCCUGUCUACGUCUCUCCAAGGAAAAAUGGUGCGUCCAGUGUGAACCGAAUGAACGGAGUGAUGUUUCCUGGCAGCUCCUCUCUGUAUUCAGACAGUCAAAAUGUAAAUGGACCAGCUUUGCCAAAAUCCCUCAACAGACCAAAGUUGUCGUUGUCAACUCUGCUUCCCACCAACGGGCUCCCGGACCGUCCUGUGGGCAAAGAGCCAGCGAUGAGCACAGAGGAGGUCGUCCGGCACCAUGUCAGUGACUCGUCGCAGUCGGAAAGUGAAAUGACACCAAACAGCGGGACGAAAAACAAACACCCUGAGGAGGAGGAGGAGGAGGAGGAAGAUUCAGACGCUGACAAGCAAGAUGUCAAGAGGCUCAAGUUCGAUGAAACGGAAAGCGAAGAAAAAGAGUCACCGUGUCAUAAAGGGUCGGAGAGCUCGUCGUCGGAGUCUUCAAAAGACUCUUGUGGUGACGAGGACCAAAGUGGAUCAUCCUGUGACACGACGUGUGACCGUGAUCCCAGGAGCCCAGGGACAGAAAUCUUGUGUGGGACGGGAGAAGAAGUCCACGGUGUCGUGGACCAGCCUGAACCUCCUGCUCCAUCAGGGGAGAGCACGAGCUCGGAGCGGGACAAUGACGAUAGCAGCAGCAGCGUCGUCAACAGCGACGGAGAGAGUCCGCCCAGCGACAAGCCUGUCCCCUCCUCCCCCCCCUCCUCCUCCUCCUCCUCUAGUAGUUCACCCGACCGGUCAGCAGAGGGCGAUGCUGACGGCUCACACAGCACAGACGCUGCAGUCGAGCCCGGGGAACACGACUGACUCGACCGCACAGCUGACUCUGUUUUUACACUGUAUAUGACACCACACCCGGGGUGUCGCACUGUGGACCGUUAGACCUCAGGACCCGGAAGGUUCCUCACAGACGGAAUCUCUUGUCCUCUCCACUUUGCUUCAAAGUGAAAUGUCUCCUGGUCUUUAAACGAGGAAGGAAACGAUUCAAAGACGAUUACGGAGACUCUGCUUUUUAACUAAAAGUUUUUCUAAUCGAUUUUUUUUCCCUCCUGAUUUUUUUUUCAUAUCAGUGUGUUUUCGUUUAACCUUGAUGAUGAUAAUGAAUUCACUCAUUUCAUUAUUCAUGAAUCGUUAGGGGUGUAUUUCCCUGACGGUACAGUCGACAGUUUGUCGUCUCUCUCUCCAGACGAAAUACGCUUCCUAUCAACAGGAUGUUACAUUUGUUCGCUCGACCCUUUUGAAGGAUGUGGAAACUCUGACUUCAUUACUUUGUUACUGUAUGAAACCAACACAACAUUGCCAGUAGAAACAGUUUGUGCAUCAAACAGUUCAACAGUCCCACAUGGUACUUUUACACUUUCUGUAUGUCGUACCUCCGUUGUUUAGCUCUCCCUUUGGAUAGCAGAGGUUUUUACAGCACAUAUCUGUAAAUAUGUUUGGUUUUUUUGUAGACUUGUUAUACAGUACGUGUCCACUGCCUUCGUUAAACUGAUGAUGGAAAUUGAAUGCUUGAGCUUGUGUCAUAGUAUUCAUGGAAAGCAAUAAAUGCUGAAAUGUGAA
Messenger RNA from Scophthalmus maximus (turbot), 2361 nucleotides. RefSeq names its product serine/threonine-protein phosphatase 4 regulatory subunit 2. NCBI's taxonomy places the organism in Eukaryota, Metazoa, Chordata, Actinopteri, Pleuronectiformes, Scophthalmidae. Gene Ontology annotation, molecular function: protein phosphatase regulator activity. The transcript is spliced from 9 exons. The coding region runs from base 208 to 1608 and encodes 466 amino acids. Gene Ontology annotation, biological process: protein dephosphorylation. Gene Ontology annotation, cellular component: cytoplasm; protein phosphatase 4 complex; nucleus. The record is from RefSeq and is a predicted model, not a curated record.